AUGGGUAAGGACAAGUGCCAUCAACGGCAGUUCUUUACUACCGAAGAUAUUCUUCUUGACAGUACCUCCACCUUUCCAGAGCCAGAAGCCGAGCAUAAUGAAGCUAAUGAAGUAGAAUUUACAGAAGGGUCAGAAGAGGAGGCGUCGAGUGAAAAAGAAAAUGAAAAUAAGAAAACCAAAGGUGUUGAAGGCAUUAUUGAGAUUCAAAAUCCUAAUUUGGUCAAGCACAAGACGGCAUUGAAUGCUAGAGACAUUGACAUUGAAAAAACAACUGAACUGUCAAGGCGUGAAAGAGAAGAGAUAGAGAAACAGAGAAGCCAUGAUAGAUACAUGAAGUUGCAAGAACAGGGAAAAACUGAACAAGCAAGGAAAAAUUUAGAGCGCCUAGCGCUUAUACGACAACAAAGGGAGGAAGCUGCUAAAAAGAGAGCAGAAGAUGGUUCUACCCCGGAAGCUGCUAAAAAGAGAGAAGAAGAAAAAGCUGCCAGAGAACAGAACCGCAAACCAUUACUUAAGAAGUGA
Fragaria vesca subsp. vesca is the source of this 522-nucleotide messenger RNA. RefSeq lists its product as uncharacterized. Gene Ontology annotation, cellular component: cytosol. NCBI's taxonomy places the organism in Eukaryota, Viridiplantae, Streptophyta, Magnoliopsida, Rosales, Rosaceae. The coding region runs from base 1 to 522 and encodes 173 amino acids. Gene Ontology annotation, molecular function: RNA binding. The record is from RefSeq and is a predicted model, not a curated record. The transcript has a single exon.